This is a messenger RNA of Lepisosteus oculatus (spotted gar), 3623 nucleotides long. It is a transcript of the gene dmgdh, whose product is annotated as dimethylglycine dehydrogenase. Gene Ontology annotation, molecular function: protein binding; oxidoreductase activity. The record is from RefSeq and is a predicted model, not a curated record. Lineage: Eukaryota; Metazoa; Chordata; Actinopteri; Semionotiformes; Lepisosteidae. Gene Ontology annotation, cellular component: mitochondrion.
UCGACUAUUUACGAAUAACUGUAGUGUAGUGUUAGGUAAGGACUGGGUACGUACGGUAAACUAGGUAAGAGUGAGAGUUCUUACUCUCUGUAUUGUAAGAUAUCCUGAGAUGUUACGAGUUUUCAAUGCAGUUAAUACCCAGAGCCGAAGCAGUGCAUGUUUGUGCCCAAGUGCGUGUCGAUUUCUUCUGAGGUCCCUAGGCAGCUCUUCGCACAGCAAUGCAACCGGGGAGGGGGGUGAUGGGUUUCCUAGCGCCCUGAGGAAGAGGUGGAAGGACAGUGCCGAAACAGUGGUCAUCGGAGGGGGAUGUGUGGGCACAAGCCUGGCCUACCACUUGGCCAAGGCGGGCAUGAAGGAUGUGGUGCUCCUGGAGAAGUCUGAACUCACUGCUGGCUCUACCUGGCACGCUGCUGGUUUAACCACUUAUUAUCACCCUGGAAUCAACCUGAAGAAAAUCCACUAUUACAGCAUUAAACUGUACGAAAAACUGGAGGAAGAAACAGGGCAGGCUGUUGGGUUUCAUCAGCCUGGCAGUAUCCGUAUUGCUUCCACUCCUGCAAGAGUUGAUGAGAUAAAGUAUCAGAUGUCUCGCUCCCACUGGCACCCCACUCCGCAGUUCCUCAUAGGCCCUGAGAAGGUGCAGGAGCUCUUUCCUCUGCUGAACAUGGACAAGGUGUUGGUGGGGCUGUAUAAUCCUGGAGAUGGUCACAUUGAUCCCUACUCUCUCACUAUGGCCCUGGCUGCAGGAGCCAGGCAGUAUGGGGCUCAGAUUUACUACCCCGCGCCGGUCACAGGCCUCACUCCCACAGCUGAUGGGAAAUGGAUUGUAGAAACACCACAGGGGACCAUUAAAUCCAACCGCAUUAUUAAUGCCACAGGCUUCUGGGCCCGAGAAGUGGGGAAAAUGAUUGGCUUUGAGCACCCCAUCAUGCCUGUCCACCAUCAGUACGUCGUCACUUCCACUAUCCCGGAGGUAAAGGCCUUGAAGAAAGAGCUUGCUGUGAUCCGAGAUCUGGAAUCUUCGUACUACCUGCGUCAGGAGCGGGACGGGCUGCUCUUUGGGCCGUACGAGAAACAGGAGAAGAUGAAGCUGCAGGACUCCUGGAUAACAGAUGGUGUUCCCCCAGGCUUUGGGAAAGAGCUGUUUGAAUCAGAUUUGGACAGGAUCAUGGAGCAUGUUGAAUGUGCAAUGGAGAUGGUUCCGGUGCUGAAGAAAGCUGACAUCAUCAACAUAGUAUCAGGUCCAAUCACCUACACCCCAGACCUUCUCCCCAUGGUUGGGCCGCACGUAGGAGCUCAGAAUUAUUGGGUGGCCAUUGGCUUUGGGUAUGGAGUCAUUCACGCUGGUGGCAUUGGGAAGUUCCUGAGUGACUGGAUCAUGAAGGGAGAACCUCCCUUUGACCUCAUUGAAGUGGACCCCAAUCGCUAUGGCAAAUGGACUACAGUACCAUACACUGCAGUAAAAGCCCGUGAAUCUUAUGGAUUUAACAACAUUGUCGGGUACCCCAAAGAAGAGCGAUUUGCAGGCAGACCUACAGAGAGAGUGAGUGGAAUUUAUGAAAUCCUGAAAUCAAAAGCAUCCAUGGGUUUCCACUCCGGCUGGGAACAGCCUCACUGGUUUUAUAAGCCUGGUGAUGAAACAGGAUACAGACCCAGUUUCCGACGUACAAACUGGUUCAAGCCCAUUGGUCGGGAGUGCAGGUUGGUGAUGGAGAAGGUGGGAGUGAUUGACCUCACCCCCUUCGGGAAGUUUACUGUCAAGGGGAAAGACUCCAUUCAGCUUCUGGACCGACUCUUUGCCAAUGUUGUGCCGAAGGUUGGUGUAACAAACAUUAGCCACAUGUUGACUCCUCAGGGCCGGGUGUAUGCUGAAGUUACAGUUACCCAUCUCUCCCCAGGAGAGUUCCUCUUGGUCACUGGCUCUGGUUCUGAACUUCAUGACCUCAGGUGGAUUGAACAGGAGGCAACUAAUGGAGGCUACAACGUAGAGAUUAACAAUGUCACUGAUGACAUAGGGGUCCUGGGCAUAGCCGGGCCCAGCUCCAGAAAAGUUCUUCAGAAACUGACAACAGAAGACAUAAGCGAUAAGGUCUUCAGAUUCCUUCAGUGCAAAGUCAUCAAGGUUGCAAACAUUCCUCUGAGAGCCAUCAGAAUAUCUUACACAGGUGAGCUGGGCUGGGAGCUGUACCAUGACCGACAGGAAACUGCUGCUCUAUAUGAGGCCAUCAUGCAGGCAGGGCAGGAAGAGGCCAUUGACAACUUUGGCACCUACGCCAUGGGCUCGCUGCGCAUGGAAAAGGCCUUUCGGGCCUGGGGAGCCGAGAUGAACUGUGACACAAAUCCACUGGAAGCUGGCUUAGAUUACUUCAUCAAGUUAAAUAAGCCUGCAGACUUUAUUGGUAAGAAGGCCCUACAGGAGAUCAAGGCCAAAGGCCUGUCUCGCAAGUUAGUGUAUCUCACUCUGCAAACCGAUGACGUUGAUCCAGAAGGCAACGAGACCAUUUGGCACAAUGGCAAGGUUGUUGGAAACACCACUUCUGGAGCCUACAGCUACACCACCCAACAGAGUGUGGCUUUUGCCUAUGUGCCUACAGAGCUUGCUAAAAUAGGCCAGAAGGUAGAAGUUGAGUUGCUAGGCAAAAACUACAAAGCAACUGUUGUGCAGGAACCGUUGGUGCUGACUGAACCCACAAGAACGCGUCUUCAGAAACAGAGUAAAAGCAAGGCCUAGUGAGGCAGAGAACAGGCUUUGACCAGGGCUGCCCAUGAUCUGCAGGCCACAAAACCUCUCACUCAAGAGACUGAAAAAAAUGGAAUGUUAGAGAUGAGAGCUUGCAUACGGUGAAAAAAACAUCCCAGGAGACUGCUUGGUCAGGAAAAAGGGGAAUAGAUUUCCCAGUUCACUUUCAAAUGAGUAAGCCAUGUUUAAUGCAAAACAUGGAAUACAGUAGAUUUAUCGUCUACAUACAAUAUAGUUUGAUAAAGUUCAAUAAAGGUAAUAAAGUCCAGUGAAGACAGGAGAGCUGAAGACCAGGGCAAUUUUGUUGCAGCUCACACAGAAGCUAAAAAAUUUCAGAAGAAGGUGAUAAGAGUUUUAAAUACUUGCAUAGCAAAGCUGAAGUGUAAGUUAAAUCAAUGCAAAAUUGUCCACAAGCUUUCAAAGUCGAUUUUACAGUGUUAUAGAGUGGUAAUGUAUGAAAACAGAAAAUAAAGUGCUUUAAGGUCUUAAAGAGAUACAGAUGUGUUAAGUGUUAGAAGUGCCAGAUGUGUUGAAAUUAAAAAAAGCUACUUUCCUCUGGCAAUAGUAUUUCCAUAUAUGGUUUAUAAUAGGGACUUUGCAGUAUUGUUCUUAAUUUUAAAAUGUAUCCAACAGUAAAAUAAUACAUUCAUCUCAGGGUAAUAAAAACACACAAAAAUUAACUUUCAUGUAGCUUAAUCAAUUGCUUUGAUUGAAACUGUAUUAUGCUCCCAAUAUCACACAAAACACCUUUGUAUUUGUAACUUUUGUAUUAUAAUUUUGUUCCUGCUGUGCACUGUAAAAUUUAAUAAUGAACUGUGUUUUAAUAUACACUGAAAUAAACUAAAUGUGUUAGGGUUCUAAAUACAACAGUGCUUCAUUCAUC